Messenger RNA from Leucoraja erinaceus (little skate), 2933 nucleotides. Its product is annotated as ras-like GTP-binding protein RHO. Gene Ontology annotation, biological process: small GTPase-mediated signal transduction. NCBI's taxonomy places the organism in Eukaryota, Metazoa, Chordata, Chondrichthyes, Rajiformes, Rajidae. The transcript is spliced from 2 exons. Gene Ontology annotation, molecular function: GTP binding; GTPase activity. Bases 370 to 1356 code for a protein of 328 amino acids. The record is from RefSeq and is a predicted model, not a curated record.
UAUUAACUCCUGCCGGUUACCUCAUACAGGAGCCUUGCGUGCCCAAGGUAAAGGUGAGGUUACAUACAGCCUGCUCCACCUUUUCCGCUCCACAGCCAACUGCUCUGCCUCUUGUUAUUUGUUUCAUGCGAGGAGUUGGCAGAGUCCCACAACCAGCAGAACCUGAUCGGGAGGUCAGCAUUCCACCUAGCAAGCAGUCACACCUUGCUGUGUCACACACUGUGAGCUGUACAGGCAAGCGAGAACAAAGACUAAACCUCCUGGUCCGGGGGCAAUGUUCCUGCGUCUGCUCUUCCUGACCGACAAAACCCCUCUGUUGACGGCACUUUGGGAGGGAAGAAGGAGUGUUGGAUCUUUCCCAAGUCGACCAUGAGUCUGAGGAGGAAGCUGGUGGUGGUGGGAGACGGGGGCUGCGGGAAGACCAGCCUGUUGAUCGUGCUGAGUCGCGACGAGUUCCCCGAGGGCUACGUCCCCACCAUCUUCGACACGUACGUGGCGGACAUCGUGGUGGACGAGAAGCCGGUGGAGCUGGCCCUGUGGGACACGGCCGGCCAGGAGGACUACGACCGCCUACGACCCCUCUCCUACCCGGACACCCACGUCCUGCUGCUCUGCUUCUCGGUGGACAACCCCGACUCCCUGUGGAACAUCCCCGAGAGGUGGAUGCCCGAGGUGAGGCACUUCUGCCCCGGGGUGCCCGUGGUGCUGGUCGGCAACAAGAAGGACCUGCGCCAGGACGAGAGGACCCGGCGGGAGCUGGCGAGGAGCAAGAAGGAGCCGGUCAAGUGGGAGGAGGGACGGGCCGUGGCCGAGAAGAUCGGGGCCCACGCUUACCUCGAGUGCUCGGCCAAGACCAAGGACGGCGUGUGGGAAGUCUUCCAGACGGCCACUCGGGCCACGCUCUACAACAAAGAACCAGGGCAGGUGGAGCUGGCCCUGUGGGACACGGCCGGACAGGAGGACUACGACCGCCUACGACCCCUCUCCUACCCGGACACCCACGUCCUGCUGCUCUGCUUCUCGGUGGACAACCCCGACUCCCUGUGGAACAUCCCCGAGAGGUGGAUGCCCGAGGUGAGGCACUUCUGCCCCGGGGUGCCCGUGGUGCUGGUCGGCAACAAGAAGGAUCUGCGCCAGGACGAGAGGACCCGGCGGGAGCUGGCGAGGAGCAAGAAGGAGCCGGUCAAGUGGGAGGAGGGACGGGCCGUGGCCGAGAAGAUCGGGGCCCACGCUUACCUCGAGUGCUCGGCCAAGACCAAGGACGGCGUGUGGGAGGUCUUCCAGACGGCCACUCGGGCCACGCUCAAGACGCCCCGGGAAGGCUGCUUUGACUGCGGCGAGUGCAUUGUGUUGUAACGCACUGGGCAUGGAGGAGAAGAUAGACUGGACUUCAAUCAGGUUGAACCCACCUGGUGAAUGGGUAACGAGGGAGAACAUAACUACAUCAUACCCCACCCCAGCUGAAGAAUCAAAGCAUGGAAUAAUCUCCACCCUACUAUAGUUACCCAACCAGAUGCAACUACAUUUAAAGUAGCUCUUUCUUCCCAAUAACCCUUUCUGGCUUAAGACAUUUGGAAUAUUUUGGAGGACCAAGGAACCAAGAACCAAGGCAUGUCACAGGACUACAAUCAGGGUGUCAUUCGGACAAAUAGGUUUGGCUGCCGACUCAUCUAUAUUCCAAUCAAUUGUCAAUUGAAAUCAAUCGAACAUUUAAAGAGUCAUUGUGCGCAUCUUGGUUAAGUUAUGGUUGCAAUGUAAUGAAGGGUGUUAUGGGGUUAGGAGGGAGAGAUAGAUCAGCCACGAUGGAAUGGCGGAGUAGACUUGAUGGGCCGAAUGGCUUAAUUCUACUAUCACAUGACCUUAUGAAGGGAUGUGUUUAAGAAGGAACUGCAGAUGCUGGGAAAUCGAAGGUAGACAAAAAAAAGCUGGAGAAACUCAGUGGGUGCAGCAGCAUCUAUGGAGCGAAGGAAAUGGGCAACGUUUCGGGCCGAAACCCUUCUUCAGACUGAUGGGGGGAGGCGGGGAGAAGAAAGGAAAAAGGAGGAGGAGGAGGAGCCCGAGGGCUGAGGGAGAGGUAGGAAGGGGAGGAGACAGCAAGGGCUAACAAAAUUGUGAGAAUUCAAUGUUCAUGCCCCCAGGAUGCAGACUCCCCAAGCGGAAUAUGAGGUGCUGUUCCUCCAAUUUCCAGUGGUGCUCACUAAUUUAAGCUGCUUUGAGCCUUUGAGGUAGAAAGGGUGGAUGAGAUGGACACACGGACUGCUACAUCGUUCCAUUACCAUCCCCCAAUAUCAACGUACCAGAUCUGAAGGCCAACGCUAUCAGCGGUUAUGGGGGAGAAGGGGGUUGAAAGAGAAAGAUGGAGAUGCAACAUGGAAAUAGACCCGUGAUUGAAUGGCAGAGUAGGCUCGAUGGGCCGAAUGGCCUAAAUUCUGCUCUUAGAAAGGCUCGACUGAGGUUGAAGCUCAGAUGGCUUCCAUCUCCUGGACUGGCUGAUAGAAGAUGAGGGAGGGGUGGAGGUGUCUGAUCUAUCCCGGAAUCCCUGUCCACUUCCCUAUACAGCUAUAUGUUGAAAUGGGUUCAGCCCUCUGCUGUUAUUAAGAGCCUGCAGACUUUUUCAAUGGGUACACAACAUGUGGGGAUUUGCUCGUUCAGAGUUCAGGAGAGAUUAUGUGUGGAAAAUGUCCGUCCAUCACGUGCAGUUAUUUACUUGUCCAAAGUGCAUUAGACUCAUGUUAUUCAUGGGACUGGAUCCCAGUGUGUACAGGGAAGAAUACAUCCCUCUGUGCACAAAUGAUCGUUAAAGAAUAUUUAUUAAGUAAUUAUUUAUGUUUUUUCUUGUAAGAGUAUGUUAAACAACUUUUUUUUAACUGAAUGUUAACUUUUUUUAACUGAAAAAAGCUGCUGAAUGGAAAAUAAAGACUUUAUGCUGACCU